Asparagus officinalis (garden asparagus) is the source of this 951-nucleotide messenger RNA. RefSeq lists its product as uncharacterized. Gene Ontology annotation, molecular function: zinc ion binding; nucleic acid binding. NCBI's taxonomy places the organism in Eukaryota, Viridiplantae, Streptophyta, Magnoliopsida, Asparagales, Asparagaceae. The transcript has 2 exons. The record is from RefSeq and is a predicted model, not a curated record. Bases 1 to 951 code for a protein of 316 amino acids.
AUGGUAUCAGAGCCAAUUGCUUUUGAUGCAACAUCAGAAAUCCCUCUCAGCUCUUCCUCUCUUCCAAUAGUGAAGGCCAUUAGGCAAGAGGUCUCCAUCAAAUUACUCUCCACAAAUUACCUCCCCUGGCGCACGCAAGUUCUUCCUGUUCUCAGUUCUCAUGGUCUUAUUGGACUUGUGGACGGAACUCUUCCUCGACCUGAUGGUGAUGAUGAAUCGUCAGAAGUAGCUCAAUGGAUUCGACUCGAUCAAUUGGUGCUAGCAUGGCUCACCAAUAUCCUCUCUAAAUCGUCCGUCAAUCAAGUUGGUACUUGUGCGACCUCUGCAGAGGCUAAAUCUCUUGCUCAAAUCCUUGCUAGCGCUGACAAACCAGUUGAUGAAGAUGAUCUUAUCUCAUGGAUCCUGCUCGGCCUUAGGUCUGAAUUCGAUCUUAUUGUUGCUACUGUCAACAUCUCACGAGAGCCUCUUCCAGUCGAUGAGGUCAUUGUUCUAUUGCUGGAUUUUGAGCUCUGCAUCAAAUCCACAAAGAUAACCACCGAUCCACUUGUGGCCAUGUUUACUACUCGAGGUCGAGGGCGCACCAACUCUGGUGGUCGCUCGGCUCAUGGCAAUGCAGGUCGUAGAUCCUUCUCCUCUGGCAAUUGGGAUCGUGGAUCUUUCUCCCCUAGUGGUCACGGCAGUGUUAGCCAUCUUCAACCCAUGCUGAUGCAUGGUGGUCAUCAUGGACCUUCACGUGGAAUGUCUCGUGGUGGUCGUGGCUCUAGUCGUCCCAAUGCUUCAACGGUUGGAGAUUCCUCUAGAGUCUACUGUUUUCGAUGUGGUCACCCCUACCACAAAGCAAACAAUUGUUUCGCUCCGGACUCUAUUGUAGCUGAUACAACUCAGGCCUUCACCGCCAUGCAUCUCGCUGAUCAAAUGAUCAUGCAUGGUACCCAGACACGGGUGCCAUAA